AUGAAGAACAGGGCCUUGGGCGUAUGUAAGAGCAAUGGAAAUGUUCUUAAUUCUGCUCGCCGAGUGAUCCGUGCACGUCUGACAGAGGCAGAUACGGAGACUGAGCAGACGCACGGUGGAGGUGCUGUGAUUGGGGAUGGACAGUCAGCUGUGGCCAGCAACAUUGCCAACACCACCUACCGACUCCAGUGGUGGGACUUCACUAAAUUUGAUCUGCCUGAAAUCAGCAAUGCCUCUGUGAACGUCCUUGUUCAAAACUGCAAGAUUUACAAUGAUGCCAGCUGCGAUAUCUCUGCUGAUGGGCAGCUGCUGGCAGCCUUCAUUCCCAGCAGUCAGAGAGGCUUCCCUGAUGAGGGAAUACUGGCUGUGUAUUCUCUGGCACCCCAUAACUUGGGCGAGAUGCUCUACACAAAGCGAUUUGGCCCUAAUGCCAUUUCUGUGAGCCUGUCUCCAAUGGGCAGAUACGUAAUGGUGGGACUGGCUUCCCGGCGUAUCCUUUUACACCCCUCCACAGAACACAUGGUUGCUCAAGUCUUCAGGCUGCAACAGCCCCACGGUGGAGAAACCUCAAUGAGG
Antrostomus carolinensis (chuck-will's-widow) is the source of this 576-nucleotide messenger RNA. Its product is annotated as activating molecule in BECN1-regulated autophagy protein 1-like. Gene Ontology annotation, biological process: autophagosome assembly; mitophagy. NCBI's taxonomy places the organism in Eukaryota, Metazoa, Chordata, Aves, Caprimulgiformes, Caprimulgidae. Gene Ontology annotation, molecular function: ubiquitin-like ligase-substrate adaptor activity. The transcript is spliced from 4 exons. Gene Ontology annotation, cellular component: intracellular membrane-bounded organelle; Cul4-RING E3 ubiquitin ligase complex. The annotation marks the transcript as partial. The record is from RefSeq and is a predicted model, not a curated record.